Messenger RNA from Saimiri boliviensis boliviensis (Bolivian squirrel monkey), 3518 nucleotides. It is a transcript of the gene ALKBH5, whose product is annotated as alkB homolog 5, RNA demethylase. Gene Ontology annotation, cellular component: nucleus. The record is from RefSeq and is a predicted model, not a curated record. Gene Ontology annotation, molecular function: oxidative RNA demethylase activity. Gene Ontology annotation, biological process: mRNA processing; mRNA export from nucleus. NCBI's taxonomy places the organism in Eukaryota, Metazoa, Chordata, Mammalia, Primates, Cebidae.
UAAAGAAGUGGAAGUGCCAAAGGGGGAGGUAACGGGGCGGCCUGGGUUGUGGCGGUUCCCUGGUGAUUGCACGCUGGGGUUGAGGCGUCUCCCGAUAUUCGGACGAUGCCGUGACGCGGCAUGGCGACACUGUUGGCUGUGUGAGCACACCCUGUAGAGGGAGCCCUUCGGUCCUGGAGGCGGCGCGGCGUGGAGACAGGUUGCUGUUUGAGAGCGCUCUCUCGAAGCCCCUCAGCGAGUGGGGGAGGGGCGGCGGACGGCGAGCGGUCCCGGUCUGCGCUUGCGCUGGCGCCUCUGCCGACCCGGCCUGCACGCACGCGCAUGCCUGUAGCGCGCGGAGCCGCGGUGGCCGGCAGCACUACGCUUGCGCGGUGAGGAACCCGCUAAGGAGCGGCGCUGGCGGACGUCGGGCUGGCGGCCCGUGACGUCGUGAGGAGAGCUUUAAAGUGCGGGCCGGGCCGGGCGUCCGAGGGUCUGGUCUGGAGUCGGGCUGCGUCUCCACAGCAGCCCCCCGCGGCAUGAGGCGCUGCCGGCGCCCCUGCCCCCCGGGACGUGGAGAAGGUGGAGGAGGAAGAAGCCCCGUUGUCGUUGCAUGACCCGCCGCCCCUGAGGCCCGACCCCACGCCCGGACCCUCGACGCCCCCCGCCGGGUCCCCAGCUCACGUAUGGGAGUUGGGCGCUAAGGACCCCCUUUCCCUCCGGGGUCCCCGGGGCGCGUCCCCCUAGAGCCAUGCCCGGCUGCCCCGCCCGCCCCGGAGGACCCUAGAGCAGCGUCGUGGGGGCCAUGGCGGCCGCCAGCGGCUACACGGACCUGCGUGAGAAGCUCAAGUCCAUGACGUCCCGGGACAACUACAAGGCCGGCAGCCGGGAGGCCGCCGCUGCAGCUGCCGCCGCCGUAGCCGCCGCAGCCGCGGCCGCCGCCGCCGCCGAACAUUACCCGGUGUCCGGGGCCAAGCGCAAGUAUCAGGAGGACUCGGACCCCGAGCGCAGCGACUACGAGGAGCAGCAGCUGCAGAAGGAGGAGGAGGCGCGCAAGGUGAAGAGCGGCAUCCGCCAGAUGCGCCUCUUCAGCCAGGACGAGUGCGCCAAGAUCGAGGCCCGCAUCGACGAGGUGGUGUCCCGCGCCGAGAAGGGCCUGUACAACGAGCACACGGUGGACCGGGCCCCACUGCGCAACAAGUACUUCUUUGGCGAAGGCUACACUUACGGCGCCCAGCUGCAGAAGCGCGGGCCCGGCCAGGAGCGCCUCUACCCGCCGGGCGACGUGGACGAGAUCCCCGAGUGGGUGCACCAGCUGGUGAUCCAAAAGCUGGUGGAGCACCGCGUCAUCCCCGAGGGCUUCGUCAACAGCGCCGUCAUCAACGACUACCAGCCCGGCGGCUGCAUCGUGUCUCACGUGGACCCCAUCCACAUCUUCGAGCGCCCCAUCGUGUCGGUGUCCUUCUUUAGCGAUUCUGCGCUGUGCUUCGGCUGCAAGUUCCAGUUCAAGCCUAUUCGGGUGUCGGAACCAGUGCUUUCCCUGCCGGUGCGCAGAGGGAGCGUGACUGUGCUCAGUGGAUAUGCUGCUGAUGAAAUCACUCACUGCAUACGGCCUCAGGACAUCAAGGAGCGCCGAGCGGUCAUCAUCCUCAGGAAGACGAGAUUAGAUGCACCCCGAUUGGAAACAAAGUCCCUGAGCAGCUCCGUGUUACCACCCAGCUAUGCUUCAGAUCGCCUGUCAGGAAACAACAGGGACCCUGCUCUGAAACCCAAGCGGUCCCACCGCAAGGCAGACCCUGAUGCUGCCCACAGGCCACGGAUUCUGGAGAUGGACAAGGAAGAGAACCGGCGCUCAGUGCUGCUGCCCACACACCGGCGGAGGGGUAGCUUCAGCUCUGAGAACUACUGGCGCAAGUCCUACGAGUCCGCAGAGGACUGCUCCGAGGCGGCAGGCAGCCCUGCCCGAAAGGUGAAGAUGCGGCGGCACUGAGGUCUACCUGCCGCCCUCCUGAGAACUCUGGCUAAUCCUAUGUAGUUUCCCCUCCUUUUGUUUUGAGGGUUUUGUUUUUGUUUUGGGGGGGGUUGUUUUAUUUUUUGAUUCUAUAUAUUUUUCCUUGGUUUUGUUUGCCUGUUAAGGCUGAAAAAUAGAAUUGGCCAGGACCUAGGUUCUCAUAUUCUUGGUAUUCCUCCUGGAUGUAAAGGCUGUUGGCAUCUGUAGGGGACAGAGGCUGAUGGUAGAGUGGCCAGUAGAGGUGGUGGAGCAGAGCAGCCAUCUUUAAGUGAGGCUGUAUCAGGCUGGGUUUAUUUAAAAGCAACAAAUGUUUUGGUUAAGAAAAUUAUUUUGCUUUCAAUGUAAAUUUUCGCAGUGUUCUAAACAAAGAUCAGUCUUCUGCCCGCCCCUUUCCUCCACUGAUGUCUGCACUUGGUUGAGGUCUGGAGCCUUACGGGCUCUACAUUGCGCCUGCUGUUCUCCACUUCUCACCUGCCGUCCGCACCCUGCAAGCUCAUGCAAACACCCUUUCUUCCUCCUGCGGCAGAGUUGUUCAGGUUGCCUGGGCAGGGGCUUAAACAGUGCCAGCCCCUGACAUCCCAAAGCUAUUUGUUAAGCCCCCCAGGCUUCCUCCACCCACACCCACUAGCCUGCUCUGUCCACAUUUCCUUGGGCUGCCGAGGGGCUAAUGCAGUGGUCCUGACCUCUCUUGUCAAGAGCACACUUGUUUGCUGGUUGCUCCUUUUGAGCAUAUGUGUGUGAUUAUUUGGAACAGUUAGACUUGCCACGUUGGGUCAGUUUUAGGAAUUGUUUCUAGCUAGAGGGACUGGUGUCCUUCCGAGUCUAGCAUUUUGGGUAUGGAAAAUUGUUGUGGUGUGUGGUAGGGUUUUUGUUUUGUUUUGAGUUCCCCUUCGCCCUUUGGUCUCCUGGCUUCUUCCUUUUCCUUUCCUUCUCCAUUGGCCAGCUUGGACCUCCUCCUCAUGUCAUCCUUCUAGGAAGGUGCCUGCCUGCUCUGUCCGCCAGCAGCAUGCAUUUAAGGCCAGAGCUCAGGCCUGCAGACUGGGCUGGUGCCUCUUCUGCCUCAGGGCAUGGGAGUUGGUGGAGGGGCUUUCAAAAAAUAAUAAUCAGAAAAAAUGUAAAGUCUUCGGUAGUUUCCACUCACUCAGAUCCUGGAAGGCAGCAAGGUUUUGUGGAUCUAGAUUCAUUAGGAAUGUCUUCUUGUCAGCCAGGCCAGGACCCGGGUUUGCCAAGAGCAGAGGCCCUCCCAGCAGCCAGGCUACCACCACUUUGGGGCUUUGUGUACAGAGGUCCAGGCCUGAGACCUCAUAGGCUGCAGAAAUCUGGGGCAGCCACCAUCAAGAAGCCCCUCUCAGGGGCCAGAACUCCUUUGCCAGCGUGGAUUUCUUAAGUCGGGACUGCAUAAUUAAAGCAGUUGCAGUUUUAUUUUUUUUACAGCUUUUUUCCCAAAAAUGAUUUGUAGUUGUGUGUGCAGCACUUUGCCCUGAUAUGUGUGCUCUACAAUAAAAACCAAAUCUAAUAUAUUUUGAAA